Molecule: messenger RNA, 1428 nt
Organism: Theobroma umbraticum
Lineage: Eukaryota; Viridiplantae; Streptophyta; Magnoliopsida; Malvales; Malvaceae
Product: hydroxyproline-rich glycoprotein family protein
Source: RefSeq, a predicted model, not a curated record
AAAGAAGAAAGAAAGAAAGAAAGAGGGACUUGCACUCAAUAUUCGUACCUCAAAUAGUUAAAAAAGGGUGAGACAUGAAGGGUCGAUCUUCCAAGCAAGAAACGAAAGAAGGAUUGGAAAUUGAUAAAAUUAGCGAACCCAAAGAAGAGCCUCAUCUCUCUGGUGCUUAUAUCCGUAGCCUUGUUAAACAACUGACCUCUUCCAGAACCAAAGACCCCAUGAACCCCAGGGACCCUGGCUCUGUUGAUGUUGACGGUUUUAAUGGCCAAAAUUCUUCCAAAUUUGGUGAAGGUUUUAGUGAAACACCACAGACCCAGCAACCCCAACCACCCCAGCAACAUAAGAAGCAGGUUCGGAGGAGACUUCACACCAGCAGGCCUUACCAAGAAAGGCUGCUUAACAUGGCAGAGGCCAGGAGAGAAAUUGUCACUGCACUCAAGUUCCACAGAGCUGCCAUGAAGCAAGCCAAUGAGCAGCAGCAACAGCAACAGCAACAGCAACAACAAGAGCUACAACAACAGCAAUCAUCAGAGACCUCUCAUCUUUCACCUCCACCACCUUUUGAACAAGAAUCAAAGACAAAGUCUAGGAGAAAUCCUAGAAUAUACCCAUCAAACACAAACAACUUCUCUACUUAUAAUUUAGACAAUUUUUCCUAUUCAUCUUUCUCUCAACGUUACCCUCCUCUUCCUCCUCCUCCUCUCCCAAAUCCAUAUUCUUGGCCUGCUUCUCCAAUUCCUCUCCCAUCGGCCACAGACACUUUGAACUUCACUCUACCAAACCAACCCUUAGGUCUAAACCUAAACUUUCAUGAUUUCAACAACAUAGAUACCACCCUUUAUCAUAACAGCAACAACCCAUCAAUCUACUCAUCCUCAUCUCCAUCAUCAUCAUCUUCCCCAACUUUAUCCGUUGUAACUGAAGAAGUUGCUUCAGCUGCAAUAUCACAUGAAGUGGGGCCUACAGCUAUGGCUGAUUUAGCUGAAUCCUACGGUGGGGGAGGCCUGCAUCAAGCGAUAAAUGAUGAGGAAAUGGCAGAGAUCAGAUCAUUAGGAGAGCAGCAUCAAAUGGAGUGGAAUGACACAAUGAAUUUGGUAACAUCAGCGUGGUGGUUCAAGUUCUUGACGACUAUGGAACUUGGGCCUGAAGUGAUAGCUGAGGAUGAUGGGUAUCAACCAUUUGAUCAAGUCAUGGAAUUUCCUGCGUGGUUGAAUGGAAAUGACGGCUGCUUGCAGCAGCAUUUCAAUGAUCUUUGCCCUGAUGACUACUUCCAGGAUCCUGCCUUGCCUUGCAUGGACAUUGGAGAAAUUGAAGGAAUGGAUGGAGAGUGGCUGGCUUGAUCAUUUGACAAGGAUUGAUUAUGUUUUUAAUUAAUCAAAUCUUUGGCAUUGGUUCCCUUUUGUUUUCAUUUUCAGUCCCUUUCUCCCC